AUGACAAGGCUACUGGUACUACUAGCACAGAGCUUGGAAAGAAUCAGCAAAUCUACAAAGGUCUGUAUGGUCGCAUCAAACAAUCAAGAUUUCUUGGCACCACCAAUAAUACAUCUGACAGUAUGGCUGGGAUGGUACCAAGCCGUUGUUGGCAGAUUGCAACAAAUGCACACAGAGGGAGGAAACUUAUCUGCGUCUUUGACGGAUUCUCAAUCUGAUACACUAGUGCUACUACACCAAAUUGCCAACGACGACAACAUUGACGAAAAGGAUGUUGGCUUUACUCUAUGCCCCGCAUUGCCGCAAUGA
Messenger RNA from Seminavis robusta, 309 nucleotides. NCBI's taxonomy places the organism in Eukaryota, Bacillariophyta, Bacillariophyceae, Naviculales, Naviculaceae. The record is from the annotation of a GenBank genome assembly.